GAGGCGGAUCUUCAUACCAUCAGCGCGGAUUUUUUUGAGAUAUUAUACCAUUAUCUUGUUCACGACAAAAUCUUGACCUACACCUGCAAACAUGUAGACGCUUGGUCUAAAGCUCUCGGACCAAUCGCGAAACAAGACGAAAACCUCUGGAACGACUGGUCCGCAAUGGAGCGGACGAUACGAUCAUAUGUCACUCUCAGGUCCAAAGAGGAAAUGAUAGGGCGGUUAUUAUCCAACGAAAAGGGCUGGUUUCUAAAAUGUUCUUGUAGUGACAUUCCGGAAGACCUUCAGCUCAGGCAAUGCGCGGGAUGCCAGGUUGUGCGGUACUGCUCAAAGCGAUGCCAGCGUAAUUCCUGGUAUAGUCACCACAGGUGGAGCUGUAAAUUUCUCAAGGCAGCGGUCGGCUCAUCGACACCGCACCACGUGAAACGUAGUCUUCGUCUGCUGGCUGCCUUAGAGGACAGACAGAUGUCGUGCCAGGGGGCCGACGAUAUUCCGAAGUUGGUUGCCGCUGCGCAGCGCCAAUAUCCGACAGAUCAGGAUCGACUCGUGGUGGAGCUCGGUGUAGAUAAGCUUGACAUAUCAGUUCGCCCUCUUCGGGAUUACCUCUUCCUGUUCGAUGGGCUCUCUGAAAAUGACGUGGUGGAAAGCCUAUCGUCCUGGAACAUGAAGAAAGAAUUCAGGGGCCGUCAAUCAUUCUUGUGUUCGGUUAUUGCGAUAAACGACCAAUACUAUUCACGGCAGAUUUUGUUCAGUCCGCGUACUGCAUUGAACAUGGAGAUGAGGUUGGGCCGUCUGAGGCGUUUUAAUGUACGUGAAUUCUUGUUGCUCGGGUCUUGUUCAACUGUGCUUGUUCAUUGAUCUGCAUUGUGUCAGGGUUGCGGCAUAUGGUAGCGGCAUAAUCUGGGCCGUCCCCCCAACGGGGACGACGCAGUCAUAGCACGUAGUGAUUACCUCUCUCCAGUCGACCAUAUUUUCGCUCCGUUUGCCCCUCGCGCAUAUCUCAGCAUCAUGUUUGCAAUCAAGGAGCUACUUACUUGUAAUGUUGCAGUUACCUGGGCACCUCUAAGCUUUGUCAUCUUGGUAUGUACAAAAUGUAUUGGACCU
Molecule: messenger RNA, 1107 nt
Organism: Suillus clintonianus
Lineage: Eukaryota; Fungi; Basidiomycota; Agaricomycetes; Boletales; Suillaceae
Exons: 3
Coding region: 166-861 (231 amino acids)
Source: RefSeq, a predicted model, not a curated record